GAGCGGCUACCGGCCCGCACCUCCCCCGCGCAGGGCGUGUCCCGCGCGAUUAUUCCAGCGGCUGGGGAGCUCCGAGCAGAGCCCGCCGCCGACUGCCGCUGCGGGAUGCUGCGCUCUACGUCCACCGUCACCCUGCUCUCGGGCGGCGGCGCCAGGGCGCCCGGGGCGCCCAGCAGGAGGGCAAAUGUCUGCAGAUUGCGGCUGACCAUACCUCCUGAGAGUCCAGUUUCUGAGGAAAGUGAGAAGAAAGUUGAAAGAAAAGAGCAACAUCCUGACCUAAGCAAUGGAGAACCGACCAGGAAACUUCCUCAAGGUGUUGUCUAUGGUGUGGUCCGAAGAUCAGAUCAAAAUCAACAGAAAGAAAUGGUGGUGUAUGGCUGGUCCACCAGUCAGUUAAAAGAAGAGAUGAACUACAUCAAGGAUGUGAGAGCCACUUUGGAACAAGUAAGGAAGCGGAUGUAUGGAGACUAUGAUGAAAUGAGACAGAAGAUUCAGCACCUCACCCAGGACCUGUCAGUUUCACAGGCUCAGCAAGGCUAUCUCGAGAGUCACAUCCAGACACAGUCGUCAGCCCUGGAUACUUUUAAUGCCAUGAACUCGGCUUUGGCUUUGGACUCCAUUGACCUGCAGGUAGUCCUCUGUUCAGUAGCAGUGGGGUGCCCUCUUUUACAGUGCAGGAGGCUCAAUCCCCAAAUCUGGACUCGAGUUCCUUAUGUGCAAUAUGCUGAUCUCUUGAGUCACCAGGAACGCCAUCAACUACAGCUUCAGCUCCUGGAGCACGAAAGCGAAAUGGCAGGAGAAGUAAAUGAUCCUGACAAGGAAAGGUAUCAGCAGCUAGAGGAGGCGUCCGCCAGCCUCCGGGAACGGAUCCGACACCUGGAUGAUAUGGUGCACUGCCAGCAGAAGAAGGUCAAGCAGAUGGUUGAGGAGAUUGAAUCAUUAAAGAAAAAGGUGCAACAAAAACAGCUCUUAAUCUUGCAGCUUUUAGAAAAGAUCUCUUUCUUGGAAGGAGAGAAUAACGAACUACAAAGCAGGCUGGACUAUUUAAUAGAAACCCAGCCGAAGACUGAAGUGGAAACCAGAGAGAUUGGAGUGGGCUGUGAUCUUCUACCCAGCCAAACAGGUAGGACUCGUGAAAUUGCAAUGCCUUCCAGGAACUAUACCCCAUACACACGAGUCCUGGAGUUAACCAUGAAGAAAACUCUGACUUAGGCACUGGAGACCUGCACUUUUUACAGAGGGACAAAGGCCCUGGAACCCAGCAGCUUGACGUCUGGGAAGGGUGACUGUUGCUUCCUCCUAUACGCAGUGUAAGUCAGAAUGAAAUAGCUGAGGUUCUGAUCCACUUCGAAAGCAUGAAAGAAGUCGGGGGCAGAGGCCCAGGGGGAGGACAGAGAAAGAGGUUUCAAGGUCAUAUUUCAAACACCCAGCGUGCGUACCCUUCUGGACUGGGCCAUCCUUCACUUUGUGUGUAGACACUGAAGUCCCACCAGGAGAAUUCCCUCAAUUUAUUUUCUGUUUUACUCAACUACAGUUGAGAGGGAAAAGGGCAUUAAUUUGAAAUUUCAUGUUAUUUGCGCCAUCUGUUACAGCAUGAAGGUUUUAUUUACCCAUAAAAGUAUUAGAGGCAGUGCUUCUCUGGUUCAGAGAAGCCUGUUCAUGGAGCAGGGGCACCUGGGGAAGCUGGACCCUGGGCAGACAGGACUGUCACCAUGCAGGUGCUCUCUCCUCAUGGGGCCAAUGGCGGAGGGCUGUGGGAGCCAUGCUUGGAGAUGGUCCUCGUGUGGGCAGACACACUUCAUUCUGACGUGCUAUAUAAUCCAUUGGUUUAAUUGUGCCUUAUGCCUUUAUGGAGCCAGCUGAAAUCACUAUAUUUAUUCAACCUGCGAUUUUUUUUUCCUUUCUCACUUUCACUAAAAGAGAAUUUUGUAUGUUGUGGAAAUUUAAUCAUGUACUGUUUUCAGGAUAAACUGGUGGUGUUGUUAAAUGAGUAAUUUGUGCGUGCAUGCUCUACUUUAAUAUUAUAACCUAUGCCGCAUGUUUAAUAAAUACCAUAUAUUUUGUUCUAUU
Manis javanica (Malayan pangolin) is the source of this 2070-nucleotide messenger RNA. The record is from RefSeq and is a predicted model, not a curated record. NCBI's taxonomy places the organism in Eukaryota, Metazoa, Chordata, Mammalia, Pholidota, Manidae.